Messenger RNA from Blepharisma stoltei, 2402 nucleotides. The record is from the annotation of a GenBank genome assembly. NCBI's taxonomy places the organism in Eukaryota, Ciliophora, Heterotrichea, Heterotrichida, Blepharismidae.
AUGUCGAUAUUUGCGAGCGUAGAUGAAUUAUUUCAGAACUCUCAAGAAUUUUGGAAAGCUUACAUCCCUGAAGAUUCUCCUGUAUUAUACACAGGAACUUUACUUGAAUCAACUGCACCAGAUAAAUCUGAAGAAAGCUUAUACAGCUUAACCAAAAAAUUUUUAAUUAAGCAUAACAAAGAUUCAAAAAGCCCUGAAUUUAUGGUAAAUAUUGAAUGGAAACUUAUUGGGCCAUUCAUUGCAGAAGUAGAAAAGACAACUUCUUAUGGCUUUCUAAUCGGCCACGCAACAAAUUCCAAAUGUUUUUACACAAAUAGUGAAAAUGAGCUGAAAGUGUGGCUGGGACAUUUAUCUUCCGCAGGAAUUAUGACUGGGAUUAAGGACAGCUUUACUUUUGCAAAAGUCAUAGGAAAAGGAGCCUUUUCUACUGUCUAUGAAGCAACAUGCAAAAAUAACAAAAAGUCAUAUGCGGUUAAAGUAAUCCCAAAGCAAAAAAUAGCCCAAGAUAUCCAGCCUCUUGUUAGAGAAAUCAAGAUUAUGAGAAAGCUGAAGCAUCCGAACAUUGUUAAACUUUAUAAAGUUUACGAAAGCAUCUCUAACAUCUACCUAGUGCAGGAUUACGUAAGCGGAGGCGAUCUUUAUCAUCGUAUCAUAGAAAAAAAACGAUUUUCAGAAAAGGUCAAGUAGAUUUCUAUAAAUCACUGGUUUAUUUUGGCAAAAUUAUAGAAAAUAAUAUUUUAAAAAAGUUUAUUAUAAAAAAAUUUUCAAAAACCUCAGAAAAUUCUGUCAAAAAAUUUACCCAAAAAAUGCUCCAUGUUUUGGACUAUUUAAAGACUAAUGGAGUUAUCCAUCGAGACAUAAAGCUUGAGAAUAUCCUAUUAAAAUCUAAUGACAACGAUUAUGAUUUCAAACUAAUAGAUUUCGGUCUAGCUGCAGAAUUGGCUGACCAUUCCACAACUCGCUGCGGAUCUCCUGGAUACAUAGCUCCUGAAAUGUUACGACAGGAACCCUAUGGCAUUAAAGUUGACAUUUUCAGCGUCGGAAUUAUUAUUUACACUUUACUUGCAGGCAAAAUGCCAUUCCAAGGGCUUACCCCUCAAAGGGUUCUAGAAAGGAAUAGAGGAUUAGGAUUAUUAAAGACAAGCGCUAGCCAUAUUUGUGACUCAGUCCCCAAGAAUUCUUUAUGGGAGAUUUAUUCGCUUUGGGACUAACUGCCCAGUAAGUCUAGCCGUAGCCGGUUUAGUUUUCUACUCCUUGCUUGAGGCUUUAGUCCUAGUGGGCGGCUUAUAGAUUUCUGAGGCUUCAGUCCUAGUGGGCGGCUUAUAGAUUUCUGAGGCCAUGCAAUACAGGAUUGGUAGUAGUUUGGACUUGCUCCUAGGAGCCUAUCUCGUCCCAGAAUGCCUUUCUUUAGCAGCUAGAGGGAAAAAAACUAUUCCGCUAUGGUAUAGGCUGAAACCACCGUUUUUCGGUAGAGGAUACUAAAGGGUUCGAAGAACAUUGCUGGACACUUCCAUUUUCAAUACAGAAAAGCAGCAAAAAUAUAUCCGGAUGCAUAUUUGCUGAGGCUGGAUUUGCUUAGCUCUUGGAGUCUGUUCCAGUUCGUCGUCGUGACUUAGAGUUAGGACUGUUAUGCCAAGAGGGCUGGCUUGCACGUGUCGUCAUUUUAAUGUAUACAAAAAGAAUAGAGAUUGCCAUAUUUGUUUUCACGAUGAAGCACUAACACAAAUAUCUCCAGAUGGGAUAAAUUUAGUCCAAAAGCUGACUUGCUCAUGUCAAAAUUAAGAUAUGGCAUAAUUAGAAUUUCUGGUGAAAAUUCUUCUUUUGCGUAUUUUAAUUAUGAGAUUUGGUUUCCUUAGGUGAUAUUAUUCCAGCUAUGCCAUUGAAGCAAGAGCCAGGUGAUUUUUCCUCCUGAAUCCUGAUCUUAGGGAAUCGAAUUACCCAGAAGGGCACAAACUGCCCCAAGAAGUGGAUACUGGGUGCCUGACGGAUCCAAAUAUGCAGCCUGAGCUAAAAGAAAAGUCGUUGAAGCCCAAUCCUUAAAACUGGAAAAUCGACAGAAUGCCCCAGAUUGGUGUUGAAGCCAGCUGUGGCAGUAAGCAGCCUGCUAUUGGGUGUAAAACGAAGAAUCCUAAAAAUUUAAUUGAAUUAAAUUGGCUUGCUCAUAUCCUGGUCUUAGAAUUUCUCCAGAAAAGGCUCUUAUGCAUCAUUGGUUCUCCAAAAUGCCGCAUAAAGGAGAGAGACAUGAGCUAAAUUCCAUCAGAGGUGAAAAUGAGCUAAGUAAAGAAUUGCAUGCAUCAAAAUCAGCUGAAGUAAUGAAAAUGUCAAGCUCUAGAGUUGAAAAUUUAGGGAUUAAUGAUGGAAAAGUUAGGAGUCUAAGAAUUGAGUUGAAAAAGUGGAUAUAA